Messenger RNA from Suillus paluster, 2559 nucleotides. RefSeq lists its product as uncharacterized. Bases 1 to 2559 code for a protein of 852 amino acids. The record is from RefSeq and is a predicted model, not a curated record. The transcript is spliced from 11 exons. NCBI's taxonomy places the organism in Eukaryota, Fungi, Basidiomycota, Agaricomycetes, Boletales, Suillaceae.
AUGGCACGACCAUGUCUACACAACACUAAAGAAGAAAAGGCAGAAGCUGCACGCGCUUAUAAACGAGCUUACUAUGCAUGUCAUCGCGAUAAGCUAUGUGCGCAAAAAAAGGAGAUAUACAAGGGGGAGGAAGAUACUAGUAAGCCUGCCACUGUAGGAAGGCCACACUCAUAUUAUACGACUGAGGAGAAGAUUGAAGCCGCACACCGGUCCCGGAAAGCCUAUUAUGCUCGUAACCGUGAGGAGAUCCAUAUCAAAUGUCGGAACAAGUCAAACUUGGACAAUACCAGUAACCUCAAACCGGCGCGCUUGGUGCGACAUGCGAACAGACGCAAAAACAAAUGGCUAUACAAUGACAUCGACACCAGCCUGCAGGUCCUUAUUGGGUCGUCAAGCACAGCAUUGGUUGAGGGCCUUUGUGAGCUCUUCAUAGCAAACCCGGAUAAGCCAGAUUCAUUGGAUGUCCUGCGGUUGGCUCACAAUGGGUUGGAAGACCUCCUGCUGCGUGCACAAACUUUAGAAAACGAUGUUCUUGAGGAAUGUGGGACAGGGCAGGACCUCAGUCAGGCACAUAGUUCUGUGUCUAAUGUGCACAGGGUUCUGGCGGACUUGGGAGACGUGUUUACUCAUGCCAUGUUAGCGACAAUCAGUGCGGAAAAGUCCGAAUGGAAAAUUGUAUUGCUGUUACCCAUUAACCUUGGCAUCAAAUGUGACGAAACCAUAUUUACAAAGAUGGCACCACGUACAUGGCUGACACAGGAGCAACUGGCCUUCAAUACAACUUUUGAGGACAAGUACCUCGAAUGCCAAAAGAAGGGGAACUAUACCACUUUUUGGCAGCCCUUCUUCGAACAAUGGGAAGAGCGAUGGCCCGCGAGGGCUUCCUUGUUUCCAGGUAUUCCUAUGGAUCAAGCUCUCACUGCGGCUCAAUUAGAGGAGGACGACAAAUUCAGAGCUGCACUUCAGAAGCGCCUGAUUGUCAAAUUCCGCAAUGAUUAUGGUAAUUCAAAGCCUGGCCACAAGGCAGCUGCGGCGGGCAAUUUGGCUGUCCACAAACUUCUCUCCAAUAUCAUUAAAGGACCCACGACUGGUCGGAAACGUCCUCUCAAGGAAACUGAAGUCUAUGCUAAAAAGUACUAUGCUACUCGAGUCCAGGCCAGUGUUAAAGAUGAGCUCGACGCCAUCAAAGAACAACCCAACGCCCCCGAUCCCAAGAAGACGAACAUUCGAGUGGUUCAAAAGCACAUUGACCGAUGCUGGGAGAAUGAGUCUGUUGAGGUGAAGGAAGAAAUAUCUCAACUUACAAGAGAGAUGAGGGAAGAAGUGCGUGAGGCAGCGAAGGGGAGGAAAUUAUCCGAGGUGACCGAUGACCUAAUUAUACCGAGACUUACAGAAAUUCUCUCAACCUUCUUCGGAGAGCUUCAUGAGGCCACAGGAUGGACUUUCAGUGUCCUGCUUGGUGGCCCUGACCCAUCAAAUGAAGCUGAAGCUGGGACUUCAAAUAAAACAGUUGCCCAGAGUCUUGAGGGUGAAGAUCUCCGCAUUUCUGCCGCUCCAGACGGUAUUCCCACAAAUGACGAUUCUCCAACACCUACAACUGUAGCACCUGAUACAUUACAUGGUUCACACCCUGCAUCCUUACAGCCAGACUUGGUAUCUAACUUCCCUUCCACGUGCCUAGCACAAGAAGAGGUAGUCCCUGUACCACCUGAAGAGGAUUACUUGGAUUUCUUUCGACACCUGCCCCCCACUCCCCAAGACAAUGAGAUUGACCAACAGAUGAACAUGCUCCUCUCCAUGAUGGAGGGCUAUGUACCCUUCUGUCCACCACCGCUAGCACCACUCACUCUAGACCCUAUGUCUGCCUCCACCACAUUUCUCAAUCUGGAUUCAAAUCUUGAGAGUUUUGACGAGGCUCUCAAAUCCAUGCAGUCCCAGAAAAACAACACGGGAAUGGUCUGUUCUCCUCCCUGCAUUCGUUAUAAGUUCGACAGUCUCGUUCAAUCAUCUUUACCCACGGUGACUGCCUCUACCACACCCACUUUGACUCCUUCCCCACCUUUUACCACACCCACCAUCACUCCUUGCACCACACCAGUCGUCACACCUUACACCACACCUACUAUCACCCAUUCACCUGCAACUCCUUUUACCACACCUGCCAUCACUCCUUGCACCACACCGGACAUCACACCUCGCAUUACACCAGUCGUCAUACCUCGCACCACACCCACCAUCACCCAUUCACCUGCAGUCAGGUCUUCCACCACACCUGCUACCACACCCACGCCAGUUGCACCCACAACUACCAUACCCGCUACCACACCCUUGCUAGCUGCACCCACAACUAUCAUACCUGCUACCACACCCUCCUCGCUAGCUGCACCCACAACUCUUGUAACACUGGGAAUGACGCCUCCAGAGCUUAUGUUUGGGAUGGGAGCCGAUGCUCAAAACCCCAGCAAUGUUGUAGAUGAACAUCCAGCAAAGCGUCAGAAAUGGGCUCCAUGCGCACGUGCAGGAGAGACAGAUCCGCCACAGGCUGUCUCCUCCGGCUGA